Amphibalanus amphitrite is the source of this 4618-nucleotide messenger RNA. RefSeq names its product potassium voltage-gated channel protein Shaker-like. Gene Ontology annotation, molecular function: delayed rectifier potassium channel activity; protein binding. Gene Ontology annotation, biological process: protein homooligomerization; potassium ion transmembrane transport. The transcript has 9 exons. Gene Ontology annotation, cellular component: membrane; voltage-gated potassium channel complex. Bases 396 to 2003 code for a protein of 535 amino acids. NCBI's taxonomy places the organism in Eukaryota, Metazoa, Arthropoda, Thecostraca, Balanomorpha, Balanidae. The record is from RefSeq and is a predicted model, not a curated record.
CAGACACGAUCGCUUAUUGGAGCGGUGAAACCCCGGAUGCAAGCAUAAAAGAUCACACUAAAUGAAACUUUGGAAAUAUUUCUCAUAACGCUUGAUCAACUCAUCUAUUCAACCAUCACCUGAACUAUGCGACGAACCAAGGCAAGAGCGCGUUGAACAGUCGAUCCGAGACUCGACCGAAUCGACGACUGUUGAAGACCAACCGAUCGACGUGACGAAGUGCCAGCGGGUCUAUCGUGACGCCCGUGACUGGUCCGUGACGACCGGUCCGUGACGCUCGGGCCGCGGGCCGUGACGUGACCGUGGCGCGCGAGCGGCCAGGGCGCCGGCCGUGCGCCGGCCCGGGGCGCCCAUGGGAGCGGGGCGCGAGGCCGAGGCGCCGCUAGCGCGGGACUAUGUGUGCCACCAUUUCGACAGUGGGCGGCUCGUUCGAUGUGGACCUUCUUCUGCACCUGGUCCGUCUGCCCAACCGGGUCUGGCGCCGUGAUAGAAUGUCCAGGUCACUGCCAAAGGCCAACCUUCACGAAGAUGAUGGCGGCGGCGGCCACACGCAGGUGCAAGUCAGCAACUUCGAGCCCAUUCCUCACGAGCACGACUUUUGUGAGCGUGUCGUCAUCAAUGUCAGUGGCCUGCGGUUCGAGACGCAGCUGCGCACCCUGCACCAGUUUCCUGACACCCUGCUCGGGGAUCCCGCCCGGAGAAUCCGCUACUUCGACCCGCUCCGGAACGAGUACUUCUUCGAUCGAAACCGAACUAGUUUCGAUGCCAUCCUCUACUAUUACCAGAGCGGCGGGCGAUUACGAAGGCCCGUCAACGUACCCCUUGACGUCUUCUCAGAGGAGAUCAAGUUCUAUGAACUUGGUGAUUAUGCUAUCGGCAAGUUCAGGGAGGACGAAGGCUUCAUCAAGGAGGAGGAGCGGCCGCUACCCAACAACAAGUACCAGCGCAAGCUGUGGCUGCUGUUCGAGUACCCGGAGAGCUCACAGAACGCGCGGGUGGUGGCCAUCAUCUCCGUGACGGUCAUCCUCCUCUCCAUCGUCAUCUUCUGCUUGGAGACGCUGCCCGAGUUCAAACACUACCGGGUGUACCGGGGCAGCGACAACUUCACCAUCGUCGAGGAGGACGAGGUGCCGGCCAUCACCGAUCCCUUCUUCCUCAUUGAGACAAUCUGUAUCGUCUGGUUCUCGUUCGAACUGGUGGUGCGGUUCGCCGCCUGUCCGAACAAGGUCAGCUUCUGCCGUGACGUGAUGAACAUCAUUGACGUGGUGGCAAUCAUUCCUUACUUUCUGACGCUGGCGACGGUGGUGGCAGAGGACGAGACAGUGGCGCCCACGCCGAAGCCGACGGUGCCGGGCGCCGAGACUGGGACAAACCAGGCCAUGUCGCUGGCUAUCCUCCGAGUGAUACGGCUCGUGCGAGUGUUCCGAAUAUUCAAGCUGUCGCGGCAUUCGAAGGGCCUGCAGAUCCUAGGGAGGACACUCAAGGCAUCGAUGCGGGAGCUGGGCCUGCUCAUUUUCUUCUUGUUUAUAGGUGUUGUGCUCUUCUCGAGCGCUGUCUACUUUGCCGAGGUGAACAACGUGAACUCCAACUUCGACUCGAUCCCGGACGCCUUUUGGUGGGCGGUGGUGACAAUGACCACGGUCGGAUACGGCGACAUGAGACCGGUCGGCGUCUGGGGGAAGAUUGUCGGCUCACUGUGCGCCAUUGCCGGCGUGCUGACCAUUGCGCUGCCCGUGCCGGUCAUUGUGUCAAACUUCAACUACUUCUACCACCGCGAGACGGACCAGGAGGAGAUGCAGUCGUGCAACUUCAACCACGUCACCAGCUGUCCAUACCUGCCCGGCACUGUCGGUCAGGGAAAGAAGGACUCGCUGUCAGAGUCGUCUUCCGAAGUUGAUCUGGAGGAGGGAAACUUGAUGUGUCACGAGAUGACCUCGAAGUUGAACUGCGCGUCACGGCACAACAACAACGUGAACGCCAUCAGCAUCGAGACAGACGUCUGACAGUAGACGCCGUCCCUCUGUUUCGCUGCACGAAACGGAGUCAAGUGCCAAGCUUCCUGUUGAGCUCAACGCGCGGCGAAGCCUGCGAGCGCGUCUUGGAGUGCGCCUGGGAGUGGGCCGCGGCGCCGCCACUUCCACCCCUGUGAUACGGGCCGCGGCGAGCAUCGGCGGCGCACGCACCGCAGCCGCUUCCAGGGACGGCGGGCGCCGCGCCGACGCUGUGCCAAAGAGAGGUGCAACUGGGAAAUGGAACCAGCCACACCCGUAGCAAGUCUGCAUCAGCCAGAUGGCUUGUCAGUGCUGAAUUUCGUAGACGAAAUUACUUUGAAGUCAAGCUAUAGAGCUGGUAAUGUGAGCCGAUGUUAUUGGAUUAAAACUCUAUCACUCCAGCCUUUGUGGGCUGGAUCAAAUUUUAGCUGGGCAGAGGGAAAUGUUCGAGAGUCGCCGAGGAAGCUGCACUUCUAGUGCCAAACGGCAGCGCUGCUCCGUCCUUUGAUGACGUCAUAUGUUCCAGCCACGUCACCAGUGCGUUCCUGCACCCCGCUCAAACCUGCGCCCCGCCGCCGGCACGCCCCCACCGACACACACGCGCCCGCGCGCUGUGUCUUUCGCAGCGGGGCGGCCCAGCGGAGAGGCGGGUGGCCGUCCCCGAGCCGAGCUGCCGCUGUCAGGCCGGACACGCAUCGACACUAGGGCUGGACUCUGGGUGUGCGGUUAGGGAUCCGUCGGAUUACUGCGUAUGGAGCGGUCUAGCAAUGUGUCGCUCUUGAAACCAGCGACUUGUCCAAUCUACUAGUCAGCGUCGGGUGCUCGAUAUUAAAUUGUGCAUCAUUUACCCCGGCAGACCCCUUGAUCUCUUGACUCGUUCUUGCGUAUCCGACGAUUCUUCGAGAGUAGCCCAUCAUACACUUUUAUAUUGGAUUUCUUAUGCCGUUGUACAUAGUGCUGUAAAUAGAUAAUGUCUACAGUUAUCUACAUUGCCAUUGUUAACGUGGGCAGUCGGCCCGCAUUGUUGAACUUUACCUAUCCAUCCUUCUCUCUUUCUCUCCCCUCUGCAUCUGUCCCGUUCCGAGCUAGCGAGACACGAGCCUCUCCCCCAGCCGCCGGAGACGGAGACCCUCGGUCCACCAGCCAGCUCUCCUAGUACCGGCCAGCAUACACCCCAGUCCCCACACCCACCCACACACACACACCGUACCUGAGAGACCGCGCGGCGGCCCCGGGCCGUCCCGGCGGACACCGGCGCCGUACACUCGACACACCUGGCUGGUUUUACGAAUAUCAUAUCGCCCAGUUUUGGUGAAAUCAUGGAGCGGGGGGCUAUUUUUCUGUGUGACAUUGGGUUUGUCUUUGCGUCUCCCGUGGAGGCGCUGUCCGUUCCGAUCGGUCUGUCAUAUUGUAUCGGGCUCGCGUUCUUGCCGCGGUUAUUGUUAUGGGUACGUGCGUAUCGGCAGACAUAUGAGAAGUGGCGUUUUCAGAGUAUAAUCAAAUUGUUUUGUGUCGGGUGGCUGCGGACAGGUGCCAGUCGUUAUGCACUUUUGCCGUCUCUUUUUGCGAUGCCAUCCCGAGGGGCGGCUUGUUGCGUUUGCCGCGUGUACAUCGAAUGCCGCGUCGAUGGUGCAUGCCGACUUGGCCUCAUCUUCCCUCAUUUUCCCUCCCUCCUCUAUUUCUCCUCUCUUCCCUCCCCGUCUAUCCUUUUUCCUGCCUCCCUCCCGUCUCUCCCCCUCUACUCUCUUUCCUCCUUCUUCUUCCUUCUCUAUCUCUCUUUCCUUUUCUUCUCGCUCCUUCACCACAGCCUUCACCACCUUCAUUCUUCCCUCUCUCACUCGCGAGCGCGCUUUCUGACUGAUCAGUGGACUCGGCCGGUGUUCUUUCUGUCCUGUUCGGGUUUGACUCGUGCUGAGGCCGAUGUGGCCACCUCUGGAGCAGCAUUGCCGACCCCGCUGGGGGAGAGGCGCUCUGGAGUGCAGCUGGCUCCUCUCUGUCUCUCCCUCUUUCCUCCCUCCCUCUGUAGUCUGCCCCUACCCGGCGGCACGGCCGUUUCUAGCUCGUAGUACAGACUGCCCAGACGACCGCAGCGCCACGCGGCGGCCGGUCGGUGAACUAGUGACUGUCAGCAGUCGGCGAGCCGCCGACGCAUUGGUCCUAGCCGGCGUGCAGCCUUUCUUUGCUGCGCUGACGACGCCUCCUCCACUACCACCGACGGGCCCGCGCCGGCUGAUCCUCAACCUCCGGCCCGCCCGACUGCGCCGCGCGCGUGCAAGUGCACAGAGUUAUGCAUAUCAAUACUCCAUGCGCGUCGUCCCAGCGCUUGUUUUGCCUUAUUCCGAGUCAUGUUCGGUGCGGUUUUCACCCUGUGCGCACGCGGCGGCGGCAGUGGGCGGGUCGGGUGCCGGGGCGGCGGCCGGCCGGCCGGUCCCGCAGUGCCUUGGUCCGUUCACAGGGGCACCCUCGGGGGCCAGUCACGCUGGGUUGGUUGCGCGGUGGUGGAGGGGGCGUCUAGGCGGUGCUCUCUUUCCUCCGUCUGUUCGACUCUCAGCUCACCGAGUCCGGUCCGCUGGCAGGCCCCAACAAGCGUUUGCUUUUUCAUCGUCAAUAAAGUUAUUUAUAUCAAU